Leishmania major strain Friedlin is the source of this 1170-nucleotide messenger RNA. RefSeq lists its product as hypothetical. The record is from RefSeq and is a predicted model, not a curated record. The transcript has a single exon. NCBI's taxonomy places the organism in Eukaryota, Euglenozoa, Kinetoplastea, Trypanosomatida, Trypanosomatidae. Bases 1 to 1170 code for a protein of 389 amino acids.
AUGCCAGGGGCGAGCGACAGAGGAACCGCUUAUGUGUCGUGCCGCAUACAUUGUCUACCCGCGUGCUUCUCACGUGCGGUCGUUGCGGUUUGCAAGCUGACCUCACCAGCACCAGGCAUUCCACCUCUUGUAUCCCUCUGCAGGUAUGGACUGCCGGGCUACAGCGCACAGGAAGGUGAAGCGUUCAGCGCAGCGGCCAGCGGCCUUCAUCCACGACACCAGCUGCCCUUCGUACUCUCUCGCGUUGCCGCCUCCAAGGCAAUUGCGUCCUUGUCUCCCGACAAGCGCGCCGCCUGCCCGGGAGAGGAAGACGGCCCCGCCGUCGUGUUCACGGAUCGUCGCGAGGCGGCACCGACGCUGCACGGGUGCUGCCUCAGCAUUGCACACGAAGACUCGGCCGCGGCGUCGGUGGCAUGGUCCGUGCCAUCGCCCGACUCUUCCUCCUUCAAGGACUACCAUGCGGCUCCAGAGAGGCUCUACAUGGAAGCACAGCUGGUAUGCUCGCACUCCACUUUGCCUGAUGCGACGGCUACCUCCUUUGCAUACGCAAUCGACGUGGUAAACGUGGCAGAGGUUCACCGCGUGCGCAGCCGCUUUCCCCACUUCGGCCAGCGGUGGAUGCCUCAGUGCACCACGACCGCGUCCGCCGACGAUGUAGGGCGUGCUUUGACGUGCGUUCAGAAGCAGCACCAGGAAUGUGUGGCGGCAGUGGGGGCGCCGGGGGGCAGCCACGGCGGCGAAGGCGUCAGCGCAUGCCAGGCGGCAUGCCGCCGAGAUGAGUGGUGGAAGCACCUGGUCACGCCGUAUGUCACCGAGGCGGACGCAUAUGCCGCAGUAGUGCUGGCGCAGCACUGGGGUGUGCGUGAGUGCGCCGUGAAGCUGGUAGGCAUCCCUGGUCGCUCUUUCGCGUACGAGUGCGUGCGUGCGCUGCCGCCGCGUGGUGGUGCGGUGGUUACGGAGUCCACCCCGUUCACAGCGUCUUUCCUGAUGUCACACACCCUCUAUUCUGCCGAGGUACACGGCGCUGAGGCGGCGACCUUGGCGCAGCAAAGGCUGCAUCCUCUUCUAUACCUCUAUACAUGGACGGAAUGGGUACCGCUUAAUAGCACGGUGGAUCUCCCCUAUGUGGUGGUGCUGGCCUGCGCACCUUGUCGAUCAGACGCACGGUGA